This is a messenger RNA of Ogataea philodendri, 657 nucleotides long. RefSeq lists its product as uncharacterized. Bases 1 to 657 code for a protein of 218 amino acids. The record is from RefSeq and is a predicted model, not a curated record. The transcript has a single exon. Lineage: Eukaryota; Fungi; Ascomycota; Pichiomycetes; Pichiales; Pichiaceae.
AUGUCGUCGACCCUCAGAAGCAUGCUUGCGGACUCGAUGGCCGUCUUGGCGCUCUGCUGCUUGAUGACCUCUGGUUCCCAAAUGCCGUACUCGUUCAUGUCCACGAUCUUGCCGCUUUCGCCGUCAAUACCCCAGGUGUGUUCUCCAAUAGCGUGUUUGGCUCUGAGCUGCGACAACACCCUGAUCGGGUUGCCUCCGCAGUUCUGCACCAGCGUUCUUGGAAUCACCUCGAACGCGUCGGCCACAGCCUGGUACGGCCAUUGUUGCACGCCCUCGAUCUUCUUGGCUCUCUCGGCCAAACCAACACUGACAGCCAUCUCGGUAGCACCUCCACCAGGGGCCAGCGACGGCUCGAAAAACACGUUUCUAGUCACCGCCAUGGCGUCCUGCAGGUUUCUGUCGAUCUCGUUCAAAACGUCCUUGGACGGUCCGCGCAACAGCACGGUACAUGCUCCUGGGUCUUUACAUUUCACCAGGAACGUGAAGUACUCGUCUCCAAUCAGUUUCACCUCGAACAGACCGCACUUGGUGCCCACGUCCGACUCCUUCAGGUCCUCCACGCGGUUCACGAUGGUGGCGCCUGUGGAUCUGGAGAUUCUGUUAUUAUCACUCUUUUUCACUCUUCUCAACACCGAGCAGCCUCCCUUGAGCAAGUAG